CCACAUCGGUUUAGUAUUGUUUUUGUUGCUCUUUUUUUGCUCUAUCGUCUAUUUGCUAGUGUUUGCUGUUGUUGUUGUUGUGUUUUUGUACGCGUCAUCGGCCGCGCGUUCGCGUCUGCGUCGACACAGCAGCAGCGAAAUGCAAAAAUAUAGCAAAAAUGUAUGGCAUUCCAGCAUGCUGGUGGCAGCUCAUCAACGUCGUUGAUGCUGCUACUGUUGCUGCUUCGGCUGCUGCUGCUGAGAAUGCUGCUGUGGAUGCUGCUGCUGCUAUUUGUGUUCGCCAUUGCCAUUGCCACAGCUAGAUUCAUAGCCAAGCAGCUAGUUGUCGUAAUCGUUGACUCGCCCUGCUUGCGCGCCGUUCGUCCGUUAGUCGUGUGUGGCGCUGUGCCGUGGCGGUUGAUAUUCAAGUUUUUCGCUUUCGCUCUAUCGGAAAAAAAAUAAAAUAAAGAGAAAUAUGCAAGAAUUUUUUUUAACAAAUAUAUUAUGUAAGCUGUAGCCAGUGACAACUAACGGUAUUUACAAAACUAAUUUUGUGUAAAACUAAUUUUCAUAAUUUUUUCUGGCUUGCCAAUGUGCGCCACGCCAUGGCCAAACGUCGCUUGUGAUUACGAAAGUCGCGUGUGAAAAACGAGAAAAGAAUUUAAAAUCUUCAUAAGUUAAUGGUGGCAGCAGCAUUUUGAAGGCGUUUAUGAAAUCCCCACCCAGUGCAACGGCAGCGCAGUAAACACGUAGCUCGGCAAUAAUAACAACAACUAAAACAAUUACAAAAAUUUUAAAAUAAAGCUCAGCCAGAUAGCGACGAUGACAGCAAUAAUAAUGAACAUUAAAACAGCAACUAGAACCCACCAUUAAAACCAGCAACAACAACAACAACGACACCAACGAAACAAGCGCGUAGCUGACAGCAAGAUGCACGAGCACACAGCACACAACGACCGCAGUGGAUAGAGCAUAAAGCAACAAAAACAAAUCACAAAAUAACAACAAAAGCAAAAACAACAACCAAAAUCGCAAACCAAACGGAAGUGCCUCACAUAGCAGGAGUGGCAAGAUAAAAAGACAAGGCAAAAAAUCAGAGAAGCGUAAAUGUAAUCGUAUACUCGAUUAUUCGAUGCUGGGAGGACCAGCAGCAGUAGCGGCAGGUUUAGACUGUGGCGGGGGUGUCAUAGAUAACACCAAAACAAGCAGUUGUGUGCCAGUUGUGUUGGUGCGGUGUUACCAAGAAAGGGGUGGUGUUGAAAGCGGAAAUCCAGCAAAAAUGCGGAGGCAAAACUGAGUGAUGGCAUUUCGGUAGGAAUCCGAAAAGCAAUAACAACAAAAAACCAGUCAAGUAAACAAAUUAAAGUGCUGACUAAAAUGCACAGAAAGAGAUAAAUGCCGAGAGUGAGAGGUGAGAAUGGCGAUAAAAAUUUAACAAUAACAACAGCAAAAUACAACAAUAACAAAAAAAGAAAUAACAAAAGCCAAAGCCAAAGCCAAACAGGAGAUUACAAAACAAAAACGUCAAAGCCAAAAGCGCUCAAAGCAAAGAUACGAUGAUAAUUUACUUAAAUUAACCCAAUCCAUCCAUUAAAAGGUAUUAAAAGAACGAACGAAACGAAAAAAAUAGAGCAUGCAAACAGUGUGCCAGAAGUGAGAGACCAACAAUUGGGAGACAGCAAGAGUGCAAGUGUAAAGUGAAAGAAAGAAAGAAAGAAAGAUGUCAAAGUGAAGCGAUAAACAGACAACGGAUAUAUAGACAUAUAGAGUAGUGAAGCAGCAACAACAAAAAUAAUAAUAGAAAAAAAAGAAUUCUUCGAAGAAGUGGACGGUAAAACUUAACGGCGCCAGGCACGAAGGCUGCUAGAAAUUGUAGAGCUCGCUUAGUGAGCUGAGCUCCAGAAGGAAGCGUUUGCAGGCGGAAGCUGAUGCUGACGCUGAUUGACAGCGCGCGCCAGCAGCGGAAGCAGUUAUAUGAUCCGCAAAAUGAAGGGAUUACGUUUUAGUCAAAAAGCAAACGAGCGACGAAAAAACAACAUUGACACCAACAACAACAACAAUAACAACACACACAACAACCAAACAGCAAGUGGACGUAGACGCGCGCGCACAAAAAACAAGUCGAAAAUAUGCAAAACAACAAAUGUAAUAAUAACACCAGUACAUAACGGUAAUGCCGAACAGCUGACAACGCCAUUAAUAUGUCGCUACAAUAACAAGAGAGUGAGCUGUAACGGUAGCCAGCGCUACUGUAGUAGCAUAGGCAGCAACAGCAGGAGCAGCAGCAGUUCGACCAGCCUCCCCACCUACAACCAGCAACAUUGCCGCGCCCCGGGCCAGCUGACGUACAGCAAAAUGCCAGCCACUGUGUCGUCGUCAGUGUGUAAGACAACAACAACAACUGCAGUGACUUUGGAGCCAAAAACUCGAAAGUAUAGUGUAACGGUGUUGGCGGAGCCGCAGCAGCAGCAGCAGCUGGAAAGUGUUCAAAAUCGUUGCCUUGCCCGCAAUCAAGAGCAUGAACGUCAACAUACAUCGUUCACAGCCACCAAACUCAUACAACACCAACAACAACCAGCCACAACCACAACCAGCAGCAACGCAACGUUGUCUUUAUUCACCAAAUCUUUGGCAGCAACUUUGUCAUUGCGCUCGCCAUCUACACGCCGUCGCCGCCAGCUCUUCCACAUCCAACCGCAGCAGCUGCGCUUUGGCAUGGCGCUCAUUGUGUUGGCCACCAUUUUAAUGUAUUCAUGCCCAUGCGCGUCGGCGUUGCGUCUCACAAAUGGCGGCAACACGAAAACUUUAUCCGCUAAUAAGGAGCAAUUAAAUAUUGGCCUAAUUGCACCGCACACAAAUUUUGGCAAACGUGAAUAUUUACGCGCCAUUAACACCGCCGUGCAGGGUUUGGCGAAGACACGCGGUGCCAAGCUGACAUUCCUGAAGGACUAUUCAUUUGAGCCGCGCAAUAUACACUUUGAUAUGAUGUCGCUGACGCCGAGUCCGACAGCCAUUUUAAGUACACUCUGUAAAGAGUUCUUACAAGCGAAUGUCUCUGCCAUACUAUAUAUGAUGAAUAAUGAACAAUUCGGUCAUAGCACUGCCUCCGCUCAAUAUUUUCUACAAUUGGCCGGCUAUCUUGGAAUACCGGUUAUCUCAUGGAAUGCCGACAAUUCGGGUCUGGAGAGACGCGCCUCUCAAUCGACACUUCAACUUCAGUUAGCUCCAAGUAUAGAACAUCAAAGUGCUGCUAUGUUGAGCAUUCUAGAGCGUUACAAAUGGCAUCAAUUUUCGGUUGUCACCUCUCAGAUAGCCGGACACGAUGAUUUUGUACAGGCUGUUAGGGAGCGUGUCGCCGAAAUGCAAGACCAUUUCAAAUUCACGAUACUCAAUUCGAUUGUGGUAACGCGCACCAGCGACUUGAUGGAAUUAGUGAAUAGCGAGGCUAGAGUGAUGCUCCUCUAUGCCACACAAAGCGAAGCGGUUACUAUUCUUAGAGCUGCUGAAGAAAUGAAGUUAACUGGCGAAAAUUAUGUGUGGGUCGUCAGUCAAUCGGUUAUCGAGAAGAAGGAUGCACAUCCACAAUUCCCAAUUGGUAUGUUGGGUGUACACUUUGAUACGAGUAGUGCGGCGCUGAUGAAUGAAAUAUCGAAUGCGAUUAAGAUUUACGCCUUCGGUGUGGAAGCAUAUCUCACGGAUCCAGCAAAUCGGGGGCGACGUCUCACAACACAAUCACUAUCGUGUGAGGAUGAGGGACGUGGACGCUGGGAUAACGGAGAAACCUUCUUCCGUUAUCUGCGCAACGUAUCCAUAGAGGGUGAUCUAAAUAAACCCAAUAUUGAAUUCACUGCCGAUGGCGAUCUCAAAUCUGCUGAAUUGAAAAUCAUGAAUUUGCGUCCUGGAGCAAACAAUAAGAAUCUCGUUUGGGAAGAGAUUGGCGUGUGGAAGUCAUGGGAGACGCAAAAGCUUGAUAUACGUGACAUCGCCUGGCCGGGUAACUCGCAUGCUCCACCACAGGGUGUACCCGAAAAAUUCCAUUUAAAGAUAACAUUCCUCGAAGAGGCACCCUAUAUCAAUCUCUCGCCCGCCGACCCAAUCAGUGGCAAAUGUCUAAUGGAUCGCGGCGUCCUUUGUCGGGUCGCGGCCGAUCACGAGAUGGCCGCUGACAUCGAUGUCGGGCAAGCGCAUCGCAAUGAAUCGUUCUAUCAGUGUUGUAGUGGCUUUUGCAUCGAUCUACUGGAAAAAUUUGCCGAAGAAUUGGGUUUCACAUACGAAUUGGUUCGGGUCGAAGAUGGUAAAUGGGGUACACUUGAGAAUGGUAAAUGGAAUGGGCUGAUUGCGGAUUUGGUAAAUCGUAAAACCGACAUGGUAUUGACAUCGCUGAUGAUCAAUACCGAACGCGAAGCUGUGGUGGACUUUAGUGAGCCAUUCAUGGAGACUGGCAUUGCGAUAGUAGUGGCUAAGCGUACCGGUAUUAUAUCACCAACAGCUUUUCUCGAACCAUUCGAUACGGCCUCGUGGAUGCUGGUUGGCAUUGUGGCGAUACAUGCGGCCACAUUUAUGAUCUUCCUUUUCGAGUGGCUCUCACCAAGCGGUUACAAUAUGAAACUCUAUCUACAAAAUGCUAGCGUAACGCCAUAUCGUUUCUCGUUAUGUCGCACCUAUUGGCUUGUGUGGGCGGUACUGUUUCAGGCUGCUGUACAUGUGGACUCACCGCGCGGUUUCACCUCACGCUUCAUGACGAACGUGUGGGCUCUAUUCGCUGUGGUCUUCUUGGCCAUCUACACUGCUAACUUGGCUGCCUUCAUGAUAACGCGAGAGGAAUUUCACGAAUUCAGCGGUCUGAACGACAGCCGUUUGGUGCAUCCUUACUCGCAUAAACCAUCAUUUAAGUUCGGCACUAUACCUUACAGCCACACUGACUCGACCAUACACAAAUAUUUUAAGGAUAUGCAUCACUACAUGAGACAAUACAACAAAACUAGCGUCGCUGAAGGUGUAGCCGCCGUACUCAAUGGCAAUCUCGACUCGUUCAUCUACGAUGGCACCGUGCUGGACUAUUUGGUGGCACAAGAUGAGGACUGUCGUUUAAUGACUGUCGGCAGUUGGUAUGCCAUGACAGGUUAUGGUCUCGCCUUUAGUCGCAAUUCAAAAUACGUCCAAAUGUUCAACAAACGUCUGUUAGAGUUUCGCGCCAAUGGUGAUCUGGAGCGUUUACGUCGCUACUGGAUGACGGGCACAUGUCGCCCUGGCAAACAAGAGCAUAAAUCCUCCGAUCCACUUGCGCUCGAACAGUUCUUAUCCGCUUUCUUACUACUAAUGGCUGGUAUACUAUUUGCCGCAUUACUACUACUGCUCGAACACAUCUAUUUUAAGUAUGUGCGCAAACGACUGGCCAAAAAAGAUGGCUGUCAUUGUUGUGCUUUGCUAUCGCUAUCAAUGGGUAAAGCGUUGACAUUUCGCGGUGCAGUUUUUGAGGCAACGGAAAUACUGAAAAAACAUCGCUGCAACGACCCGAUUUGUGAUACACAUCUGUGGAAAGUGAAGCACGAAUUGGAUAUGUCACGUUUGCGUGUGCGACAAUUGGAGAAGGCGUUGGAUCAGCAUGGCAUUAAGCCACCGCAAUUGAGAUUAGCGUCAUCUUCGGAUUUGUUGAAUCAUCAUCAUCUGAAAGAGCGGCCACCCUUGCUGGGCAAUUUGAGUUUAGCUGCGAGCGCACAAGAUCUAUACAGGUGGUCUUACAAAACGGAAAUUGCGGAAAUGGAGACGGUGCUGUAAGAGACCACAACCGAACAACAACAACAACAAUUACCACCGCACCACGCCACCACCAUAUGCCAACAACAACAACAUCGACACCACCAAUAUACACCAUGGAUGUAGGAGAGGAGGAGUGCGAGCAACAUGCAGAUGAGCCACCAACGGAUGAGUGAUGCUGCCUGGCUGCUCGUCUGCCUUUCAGCCAAUAACUCUAUUGAAUGCGGAAACAAUAGAUUUCAGUGGGAAAUGAGUAUGAAUGCUAAUAACGGCGUGCUCAUUUGUGGUUUAAACGAAAAAGGAAUAUAGGAAAUAUCAGGUGGCAAGGAGUAAAGAGCAGCGUACAGAAGGCAGCGGGGGGCAGCACAGCUAAUGGUGGAGGCGGAAACUUGCGAUUUUUGCAAGGAUUCUUCACAGCAAUAAGUUAACAAUGCAAGCAACAGAUGUAAAGAGUCAAAGCUUGGAGGCUUGAGUAAUGAUUAAGCUGAGCCAAAAAAAGAUUAAUAAUAAAAAAUAAUAAAUAAUAAAUAUGAAACAACAACAACAGCAACGCAUCAAAAACUAAACAUUGUAUGUAGUAUUUAUAUAAAUAUAUAUAUGUAUGAGUGUGAAUAGUAUUAUAAGAGCCAAAUGAAAAAUUCCAAUUCAAAGACGAACUUAAUGAUUACAAGUAAUAAUAAAUAAUAAUUAAUGAAAAUAAUAACAUUAAUAAGAAGCAAGAAAACAUGCUAAACACACAGUUAUAAAUCAAAAAUAGUUUUAUUGAACAUAAAAACACUAAAUAAAUAAUACAAACGAACAAUAAAAGGAGAGAAAAAAAUUGGUUUUAGAAAAGCAGGAAGCU
Molecule: messenger RNA, 6580 nt
Organism: Zeugodacus cucurbitae (melon fly)
Lineage: Eukaryota; Metazoa; Arthropoda; Insecta; Diptera; Tephritidae
Gene: Nmdar2
Product: glutamate receptor ionotropic, NMDA 2B
Exons: 11
Coding region: 1954-5757 (1267 amino acids)
Biological process (GO): monoatomic ion transport; synaptic transmission, glutamatergic; modulation of chemical synaptic transmission
Cellular component (GO): postsynaptic membrane; plasma membrane
Molecular function (GO): NMDA glutamate receptor activity; transmitter-gated monoatomic ion channel activity involved in regulation of postsynaptic membrane potential
Source: RefSeq, a predicted model, not a curated record